AUGGCCCAGCUGCUGUCGACGGCCACAAUCACAGCGACGGGGCUCCUUUGCAAAGCAUUUCUCAACUCAGGUCUUUGCUCCAUCACCGUUAGCAAUCUCCACAUACUUCUGGAUGCUAUACGGAAUGAUGACCGGCGGCGACAUGGGCAGGGUCUGGUGACAGUUGCGAAUCACAUCUCUACAUUAGAUGACCCUCUCACAUGGGGAACACUCCCGACGGAACUCUACUUGAACUCCAACACAAUACGGUGGUCGCUUGGUGCAUCAGAUAUCAUGUUUACUAACCCUGUGUUCUCCGCUUUCUUUCGCAAGGGUCAAGUGUUAGAGACGUUUCGUGGAAAUGGAAUCUUCCAACCUUCCGUAGAUACCGCCAUCAAGCAACUUAAUGAAGGGCAUUGGGUGCAUCUUUUUGGAGAGGGAAGGGUCAACCAACCACCCGACUAUCCGCAGACAAAUGGAGUUACUCGCUUGCCGCGCUUCAAAUGGGGAGUGGGACGAAUCCUGAUGGAAACCGCUGUUCCCCCUCUCAUCAUACCGAUGUGGCUCACCGGAUUCGACAAAUUGAUGCCCGAGCACCGCUCAUUUCCUUACAAGUACUUGCCAAAACUAGGUAUCAAACUUGGUGUGACGUUUGGCGAUCCAAUACCAGUUGAGGAAAUAACGGUCGCAUUGAAUGGGUUGCGUCAGGGUUCGACUGUGUCGCACUAUCGUGCGCCCCGUGUCGCAGAAGGUGGUGCGGAGUCUGAGCUCGGUGAUAAGCUUUGUCUGGGUGGCUGGGCUGGUCGCGCAGUUGUGCGCGCUGGAGACCGGACACGACAGAUGGACUUGGUGCGGAGCGAUGUGACUGCAAUCAUUCAACGCGCGGUGGAAUCUUUGGGUAGGCAAGUGUCUGGUAACCAUCUUAACAACCCUCAUUCAUGA
Suillus paluster is the source of this 921-nucleotide messenger RNA. RefSeq names its product acyltransferase-domain-containing protein. Gene Ontology annotation, molecular function: 1-acylglycerophosphocholine O-acyltransferase activity. Gene Ontology annotation, biological process: inner mitochondrial membrane organization; cardiolipin acyl-chain remodeling. Lineage: Eukaryota; Fungi; Basidiomycota; Agaricomycetes; Boletales; Suillaceae. The transcript has 8 exons. Gene Ontology annotation, cellular component: mitochondrial membrane. The record is from RefSeq and is a predicted model, not a curated record. The coding region runs from base 1 to 921 and encodes 306 amino acids.